AUGAAGUGAGGGACUAAGAGAAAGAGACAGAGAGAAAGUAUGUAAGAGAGAUAGAGAUGAAAUGGGAGAGUAAAGCGAGAGAGAGAGAUAGAGAGAGAGAGCAAGAAAGAGGGAAGGAGGAAGAGAAAGAGUACCGCCCUUCAGUUGUGUUUAAACGUGAGGCGGAAAAUCAUCUCUGUGGCUCAGAGCAGUGAAGAGGCGAUUCCAGUGUUAGAUGAGCGGGUUUGCCGUGCUUAAAUCAUAGCUCUCUCUCUCUUUCGCUGUUCGUUUGUCCUACAGUGUCCCUGAUUUCAGCUACAGGCUUCAAAGUGAGAAGACAGAAGAACUGAGAGUUUCUACAAGACGACAAUACCUGGACACGGGGAUAUCUGGACACCUCACAAUGGAUGGAUUGAUGAAAAAGUGUUGAGUUCUCCCGCGGCUGUCCCUGAAUGAUACAGAGGAGUGUUGGGAUGUCGUGGCUGGUGUGGGUGUGGGUCAGUGUGACAGUCCUGCUGAUGUGUGAGGCCACUUUCUAUGAGACCAUCCAGCAGCACCUGUCCCCGCCCGGAACCAACAUACAGAUCCUCGAAGGAGGGACAUGCGAGGUGAUUGCGGCACACCGGUGCUGUAACAAAAACAAGAUUGAAGAGAGAUCUCAGACAGUGAAGUGCUCCUGUUUACCAGGGAAAGUGGCAGGAACCACCAGGAAUAAACCCUCCUGUGUUGAUGCCUCCAUAGUGAUUGGGAAGUGGUGGUGUGAGAUGGAGCCGUGUCUGGAGGGAGAGGAAUGCAAGACUCUACCAGAUAACUCCGGCUGGAUGUGCUACUCCGGAAACAAGAUCAAGACCACCAGGAAUAACCACCCAUACACAUCUUUGUAGCAGAUGUAACGUCACUGCAAGCUCAUAACGGAGGAACUUAAUGAAGGGAAACAUCCAAGACGACAAGCUGAAUUAAGUUUUCCCGACUCUAAACCAACAGACAUGUGUUUAAUGACUUGGAAUGGAGUUCUCUGCUCAUAAAUCCAUCUGUCUCUGAGUAACACGGACACCAGACUUUCGGAGAAAAUCUUUGAGGAUGCUGAACACUGCUGGUUCUUUCAUUGUUUCAUUUUUGUUUGACAAUUGUCAAAUAUUUGUUUCCUCUCAGUGAGUCCUGGAUAAUUACACUCGUAUCCCUUUGUGUGGAGUGCACUCAAACCAGCUAUAUCUGCCUGAAAUAAUCUUCAACUGUAAUGUUCUUGGAUGUUCUUAUGUUUCCAGAAGAACAUAUUCAUUCUCCUACUGUAUGUAGUGAAACUGGCUUCCUGUUCAUGUGGAUUUUCAGAAGGGGAUUGAUCCUCACCAAGCAAGUUUAAUUAAGACACUUUGUGCACUGACUGUGAGCAAAAUGCUGAGGAGCACAUGUACAUGGAAUGACCGAUCCAGUCCGGAAAUGUUCCUCUGUUUCCUGGAACAUUAUAUCAGAUUCAGAAUGAAUUCUGUUGGUGAUACUAAAACCAAAUAAGUCUUCAGCAUGAUUUCUGUAAAGCUGGAAAAAAAUAGGUGAAAGAAGUGUUUUACAUAAAUAAAAUGAAUUCAAAACAGACGAGAAUGAUUUUAUAACUGUAUUUAAUUUAAAAUAAACAAUAAUUUAAUGUGAACAUAAUGGGUGGGAAGGUGCAAAGGUACAGUCUUCUUUCCAUUUUCUUGUCCUUGUCCACUGUUCUGUUGGCUGGUUAAAGAUGCAGUUUUUUUAUUAUUAUGUUUGGGCUUCAGUAAUAUUUUGAUAAAUUGAAUCAUCAAGGCUUAACUGAAGUUCUGAGAAUUUACAUGUUUAAUGAAAAACUAAUAGACCAUCAGUUUGACUGCAGCAAUGUAUAAAAGUUGUGGAUUUAUUACUGAAGUUAACGAAGCCUGAUUGAAAUAUGCUGGUGCAUGCACAUAUAAAAUACCAUGACAUUUAAAUAUUCUGAAUCAAAUUCAUUUCCCAUUGUUUAGAUAUAACUUAAUUAAAUGGUACAAGUCCUAUAAGACCAUUCUGUGCAUUGGGGGAUCUGAAUGGACCAGAGGAAGGGGGGUGGUGGGUAUUUGAGUGUGUAGGCAGGCGGUCCACACUGAAGGACACUGUGGAAAUUCUGACACCGCCGGGACAUUUACCUGUCGUUUACAUUCAGAAAUAGUCCUCUCUGCUCAGAGCAGCUGAGGGCCAGAGAAUGUACUCACUCUGAACAUGAACAUAAGAGGCUCAGUGAUGCUGUUGGCAUGCAGAAAGGAGGCUCUAACUACAAGCUGAGUGAAUACAGAUCACUACAUUUACAAUCCUCCGCAUGGGACAGCAGAGGAUGAACUUUAGCCCUCACCUUCAGCGGAGCUUUAGUGGAAUUUCAAACAGUUGACUACAGAGUAUCAGAGAGGAAAAAAUGAAUACAAGGCAACUUAAGUGAAUAUCACCAUUAUUUCAGGAAGGCUGAGCUUUUGCUUGCAGUCGGUUUUUCUAAUUUCAGUCUUCAACAUCAUUAU
Molecule: messenger RNA, 2483 nt
Organism: Carassius gibelio (silver crucian carp)
Lineage: Eukaryota; Metazoa; Chordata; Actinopteri; Cypriniformes; Cyprinidae
Product: chemokine-like protein TAFA-1
Exons: 6
Coding region: 432-863 (143 amino acids)
Biological process (GO): neuroblast differentiation; regulation of neuroblast proliferation
Molecular function (GO): receptor ligand activity
Source: RefSeq, a predicted model, not a curated record